Molecule: messenger RNA, 1937 nt
Organism: Camelus dromedarius (Arabian camel)
Lineage: Eukaryota; Metazoa; Chordata; Mammalia; Artiodactyla; Camelidae
Gene: CLK4
Product: CDC like kinase 4
Exons: 13
Coding region: 127-1572 (481 amino acids)
Biological process (GO): peptidyl-tyrosine phosphorylation; regulation of RNA splicing
Cellular component (GO): nucleus
Molecular function (GO): protein serine/threonine kinase activity; ATP binding; protein tyrosine kinase activity
Source: RefSeq, a predicted model, not a curated record
CCGUCGGGGGGGUUGUAGGGAGACGGCGCUGCCGCCAUUUUGUAGGGUGUUUGUCGCAGCGGCUGGAGUGAGAAGACGGCGGUUUGGCGACAUUUCUCGGCCAAAAGGCCUUUUCCUUUCGCGGAGAUGCGGCAUUCAAAAAGAACUCACUGCCCUGAUUGGGACAGCAGAGAAAGCUGGGGACAUGAAAGCUACAGUGGAAGUCACAAACGAAAGAGGAGAUCCCACAGUAGUACACAAGAGAACAGACAUUGUAAACCACAUCACCAGUUUAAAGAAUCUGAUUGUCAUUACUUAGAAGCAAGGUCCUUGAAUGAGAGAGAUUUUCGGGACCGGAGAUACAUUGAUGAAUACAGAAAUGACUACUGCGAAAGAUACGUUCCUAGACAUUAUCACAGAGACAUUGAAAGCAGUUAUCGAAUCCAUUGCAGUAAGUCUUCAGUCCGAAGCAGGAGAAGCAGUCCUAAAAGGAAGCGUAAUAGGCACUGUUCAAGUCAUCAUUCACGUUCGAAGAGCCACCGAAGGAAAAGAUCCAGGAGUAUAGAGGAUGAUGAGGAGGGUCACCUGAUCUGUCAAAGUGGAGACGUUCUAAGAGCAAGAUAUGAAAUCGUGGACACUUUGGGUGAAGGGGCCUUUGGCAAAGUUGUAGAGUGCAUUGAUCAUGGCAUGGAUGGCAUACAUGUAGCGGUGAAAAUUGUAAAAAAUGUGGGUCGUUACCGUGAAGCAGCUCGUUCAGAAAUCCAAGUACUUGAGCACUUAAAUAGUACUGACCCCAGUAGUGUCUUCCGCUGUGUCCAGAUGCUAGAAUGGUUUGAUCAUCACGGUCAUGUUUGUAUUGUGUUUGAACUGCUGGGACUUAGUACCUAUGAUUUCAUUAAAGAAAAUAGCUUUCUCCCAUUUCAAAUUGACCACAUCAGGCAAAUGGCGUAUCAGAUCUGCCAGUCAAUAAAUUUUUUGCAUCAUAAUAAAUUAACCCAUACAGAUCUGAAGCCUGAAAAUAUUUUAUUUGUGAAGUCUGACUAUGUAGUCAAAUAUAAUUCUAAAAUGAAACGCGAUGAACGCACACUGAAAAACACAGACAUCAAAGUUGUUGACUUUGGAAGUGCAACAUACGACGAUGAGCAUCACAGCACUCUGGUGUCUACGCGGCAUUACAGAGCUCCAGAGGUCAUCUUGGCUUUAGGUUGGUCUCAGCCUUGUGAUGUUUGGAGCAUAGGUUGCAUUCUAAUUGAGUAUUACCUUGGUUUCACAGUCUUUCAGACUCAUGAUAGCAAAGAGCACCUGGCAAUGAUGGAACGAAUAUUAGGACCCAUACCAACACACAUGAUUCAGAAAACAAGAAAGCGCAAGUAUUUCCAUCAUAACCAGCUAGAUUGGGAUGAACAUAGUUCUGCUGGUAGAUACGUUAGGAGACGCUGCAAACCAUUAAAGGAAUUUAUGCUUUGUCAUGAUGAAGAACAUGAGAAACUGUUUGACCUGGUUCGAAGAAUGUUAGAAUACGAUCCAGUACAAAGAAUUACCUUGGAUGAAGCACUGCAGCAUCCUUUCUUUGACUUAUUAAAAAAGAAAUGAAAUGGAAAUCAGUGGUCUUACUAUACUUCUCUAGAAGGGAUAACUUUAAGACUGUGUCAGUCAACUCUAAACAUUCUAAUAUUUUUGUAAACAUUAAAUUAUUUUGUACAGUUAAGUGUAAAUACUGUAUGUUUUGUAUCAAUAGCAUAAUUAUCUUGUUAAGCGAAUAUGGUCUUGAUAAUGAAAUAUAAAAGCUAAAAUUAAUUUUCCUUUUUUGAGAUUAAUUACCAUUUUUAAAGACCUUUGGAAAAAUCCUUUCUGUCCAGUGAUAAAUGUGAUUGAUCUUGUCUUUUAUACAUGGAGGUUGACUCUUUGAAGUGAUUUUUUUUUCUUUUUUUGAGUAAAAGAAAAUCUUGACUACUUCA